Messenger RNA from Cuscuta campestris, 817 nucleotides. The record is from the annotation of a GenBank genome assembly. Lineage: Eukaryota; Viridiplantae; Streptophyta; Magnoliopsida; Solanales; Convolvulaceae.
CAACUAAAAUUUUAUGGAAAUCUGCUUCAAAAGCCCAAAUACGAGACCCAAUUAUUGAAGCGUCCGGCGUGCAUCCCUCCACGGCUUCACUCGUCGAUUCUAGAACUUGGAACUCUGGGGCCAUCGUCGUCCUCACCGUGUAGAAGGGUUUACGGCAUCCAAUAGAGUUUUCAGAGUGGCCGCCCGCGCCGAAUCAGGCAUGACGAAGAAUCGUGCUAUCUUACAGGGUGGGAGUGGUGACGGAAGCACGGAGAAGAGAAUAGAUUGCUCGCAUUCGAUGAAGAACAAGAAGAUGAAGAAAAAUCUUCGGAGGUUAGGAGGAAAAGGCCUCUCCUUAGAAGCUUUCGUCAAUGCCAAAACAAAAAGCGGAAACUACAACCCUUCACUUAUAAAGAAGCAAAAGGAGUUUUAUAAGAAUGCUAAAUUUGUGAAGAAAUAUAAGAGACUGGUGAAAGCACAUGAUGAGCCCAGCGAGCCUUCUGUUUCUAAAAGAAUAUCAGAGGAACUGAACGAAACUGUAGAAGCUGAUAUUCCGGAUCAAAAGAAUGAUAAAAGCAAAAGAAAUAAGCCCCGCAGUAUAAAAGAACUGUAUGAGAAAAGGCACGAAGAGGAAGAAAAGAAGAGGAUAGAAAGAGAGGCCAUUAUUCAGGCUAAGAAGGAAGAAAGAGAGAGGGCUGAAGUGCGGCGGAAACAAGAAAGACAGAAAAUGUUCAAGAAAACCAAGUCAGGUCAACCUGUCAUGAAAUACCGAAUAGAGCAUCUUUUGCAGACACUUCAAGGUUCAAGUGGUUAGAGGACUCGAGAGUUGCCAUGUUUC